AGUGGCAAACAAGUGGCAAACACUUGUGGGAACCCGGCGGCACAGCUUCGCAUGUCAAUUUCAUUCCGAACCCCAGCGUUUUGUUCCCAACAUUGUCACGGUGUUGGCGUUGAUCAUGAUAAAGCUAACGCAGAACUCACCGGAGGCAAAAGCAGGAGGACUAUCGCUCUCAGUCGCCUGUGAUGUUAUGUGCACCUUUUAACUUUUGCGCACGAUCUGCUUUCCCUCAUGACGACUAAACUCGGACACCCAUAUAUGCUACGAUGUAGCACCGCUGCCAGCAGUGAUCUUGAUGUAAUUUCCGAUGCGGUGGAUGAAGCCGUCUUAAUUAUCGCAAACUUGGCAUGGAGCCGCCAUCGCGGGUUCACGGAGGUGCGGAAAGAAUUUAUGGUAAAGCAAUCUGCAGUACCCCCUGGCGGACAAUUUGUCUUGCCCACGCAGGGUGCUGAGCCACUUCUGUCAUUCCGCCGUGCUCCCGCCUUCCGGGGCCCAUACCUCGAGAGGGGUACAAAGAGUGCAGCAUUUCUUGGCUCCGUACACAUCAUCGCAAACGUCCCUCUGAAUGCCACUGGCGUUCAAAUUCCUGUUGAUAUUAGCAAUCUUGAGGCCCAGAAGACUGCAUAUAGGUAUGCUUCCGUCACAAAAGCCGACUUGCGCACUGGUGCCUCUGGGGUGCGGCCUCCAAGUGACGAGGGUGGAUUAUUUGCUCCCUUCAUCCCUCAAAGAUUCUACAUAAAUUUCGACCAGCAUCUGGCGAAAAAUUUGUCCUUGAUCGAUCAGCUGAAAGCCGAUGGGUUUAACACUCUUCACCCAAUUCCUCCUCAUAACAACUUCACUAUUUUCCAACAAGUCAUCGACAAGAUCAUCAGUGCCGGAACUACCAAAACCUUGACCGCUGUCGCCCAACAAGCGAACGCCUACCUCUCGAUUUCCAACCUAUUGAACUGGAAAACCGCACACGAGCCCGAUGGCAACUCUGGCCCAGAAAAUGCGACGCGGGCAGGGUACCACUUGACAUACCAGAUGGACAGAUAUCAUCCUAUGUCUCUAGUAUUGAAUUGCCAAGACUACAACUUCUCGACUUGCGUCAAGGAGACCGCUAUCGUUCUGCAGUACCAACGCCACAUGGUCUCCUGUGUGGAAUACGAGUGUAACCCGGACUUCGGUCACUGGUUGUGACAACUGCCAGGGGGACGUGUGCGAUAUUAAAGCCUGCAUCCAGACUGUUGAAGUCCGAACGAUCCGAAGAGAAAGAGAGUGAGGAAGCCGAAGGAUCCAACAUGAUAGGUACGAGCGAGAGAGAGGUCCGAGCGCAUGAGGC
Messenger RNA from Suillus subaureus, 1321 nucleotides. RefSeq lists its product as uncharacterized. Bases 229 to 1179 code for a protein of 316 amino acids. Lineage: Eukaryota; Fungi; Basidiomycota; Agaricomycetes; Boletales; Suillaceae. The transcript is spliced from 8 exons. The record is from RefSeq and is a predicted model, not a curated record.